AUUACAUUUAUUAUUGAAAGGACUGACUAAACUCAAAUCCUCAAGGUCGCUCCCAAAGAUGCCUAGUAUAAGCAGCGGGUGAUUAGAUCCUCCUGCUAAAAUGUGAUAUAUGAUGUGUUCUGCUAAAGUUGCCGACGUUAUUCCAGCUGUUGUCGCCUGGAGUCUUAUAGUAGGUAUCACGGCGGUAUACCUCACCUUCAUUUGCUUCCAGUUCGCAGCAACUUACUCCUGGUCUAUAUUUGUUCUUCAUGCUAUCCUAGUUUUCUAUGUGUUAUGCUGUCUAACGCGAACAACUUUCAUGGACCCUGGUUAUUUUCCUUUCGCAACGGAAGGAGAGGCUGAAUAUGAAGAAACCAAAUCUGCUCCUGUUCAUCGUGAAUAUAAUAUUAAUGGAGUAUUGGCCAAAGUCAAGUGGUGCAGCACAUGUUUGUUCUACCGUCCCCCAAGGUGUUCACAUUGCUCUAUUUGUAACCGGUGUGUGGAUACUUUUGAUCAUCAUUGUCCUUGGGUCAAUAACUGUAUUGGAAAAAGAAACGCGCGUUACUUCUUCAUGUUCUUAAUUUCGCUUACACUUCAUAUGAUUGCCGUGUUUAGUAUAACCCUAGCAUCAUUAUUACUUAACGAUCAGCCGAUCGUAUUCUAUACAAAUAUUAUACGAAUUAUUACACUUUCUCUAGUUGGUGUUAGUUUUAUUCCGGUUUUUGGACUAACUUCAUUCCAUGUAUAUCUAAUAUCCCGAGGAAUGACAACCAAUGAACAGGUUACAGAUAAAUUUCGUGGACUGUUAAAUCCAUUUACAUUGGGUUGUUUGUUAAACUGGCGGAGGUUUUGUUGUGAACCUCAAUUUCCUCGUCGUUAUUUGGAAGUAGUCCCAACCAAAUCCCGUCGUAUUAAAUAUUUUAAAUUGAGAAAAAGUAGAUUUAGCAAAUUCAAUCAUUUCAUGAUUAGUAGCGGUGGCGCUGAUCCCGGGUGUACUGAUGAUGCCGUUAUCAAUACAUACACAGAAUCAAAUCAUAAACUACUCAUGGAUCAUAUACAUAGUACAACUACCAGUGAUAAUAUUAAUCAUAAUUAUAGUACUGAGAAAGACACUAUGCUUGACAAUACUGAUACUAAAAUGCCUAAUAUCAACAGUAAUACAUUCUAUGACAAAAAAUCACUUGGUGGUGGGAAAUAUUUAUACACUUUAAAAGUUCCACAAAACCAUUCACAUCAUCAUCCACGUCAACAAUUAACUAACCAAAAUCAGGGUAGUACUCGAUCAACAAAUCAAUUGAUACCACGUGGACCAUUAGUUUGUGAUAAUGAAGAACCAUUAUCUUCGAUUAUUAAUAAUUUAACAUCAAAUCGUAAUAAUGUAAUGACAACAGCGAUAACAACAGCAACAACACCGACUGGAAACCAUAAAUUGGAAGGUAAUAAUGAUACUUGCUCAAUUAAUGAACAAAAUUUACCAUGUACUAACGCUAGGCCAUCCGCUGAUUCACUCGGUACUUUAGACAGUGCAUAUCAACCACAUCAUCAAAAUUCAUGUAAUAACAGCGGCAAAGUAUUGGUAGACACUGCCAGUAUUAGUCUUUCAGGUUGGAGUGAAGAUGCAGUUUCGCUGAAAACAUUAGAUCGUCUUAUCGGUAUUACACGUCAUCAUCAUCCAACGAUUGGAGGAAAUGACAGUGCAAUUGCCACAAGUAUUGGUGGGGGUGGGGGUGGUGGAGGUAGUAGUGGUCCAACUUAUUUAACUGUUGAACGUAUUCAAGAAAAUGGGGAAUCACUGAUAGAUUCUUCAACUUCCGUUCUAGAUCGAAAUAUUUCAACUGAUCAAGAUUCAACACACUUCUUUAAUUUUAACGGUUUACAUAUAAAUGGUUAUACGGGUAUAUUACCUACUUCUACAGCUGAUUCAAUCAGUCAACAUUUUACACAUACACUACCUCUUUAUCAACAAAAUAUUGUACGUUCACUUGGUGAGAAUGACUCCUACUGUAAUUUCUAUGAUGGAAGUGUGACAGGUGUUAUUGGGAAUGAAACCAGUGGAACUGUUGGAGUCAAUGUUAUACCACCAUCUAUUAACUCUUUAUCGAAUACAUUCAAUCAUGUAGAUAAUUCUUUAUCAGUUAAUGAUAAUUAUCAUGUUAAUUACUCAAACACGAACGAUAAUAAUUCUUUAUUCAAUUCUAAUCCGUUAUCGAUUAAUAGUAGUACUAAUCAUCCAAUCACCAGUAGAAAUCGAACACAAUAUUCUACCACUACUACUAAUAAUAAUAAUAAUGGUGGAUCUAUGUUUAUGGUAAAUGAACCACAUAUUUCCGCUUCUAAUAAUUUAGAAUUAUUGAAUCCUUCACGUUCAACAAUUAAUGCUACUACUACUACUACUACUAAUAAUAAUAAUAAUACUCAACAUGGUUCCAUUGAAUUACCUUACAUUCCGUCACUAUAUCAUACAAGAGAUAAUAGGAAUAUCAGUAAUAAUAGCAAUAAUGAUAAUAAUAAUAAUAAUAGUACACAUCCACCGGGAAAUUAUGCACAAGCAACAUUUGUUAAUCAAGUUUUUCAUGGACAAUCAUCUGAUCAAUCAUCGCCUAAUACAAGUCGAUUCAGUUUUAUUUUUUCACCAUUAGACGUUAAUGCACCUCAUGCAUCACAAGAGACUCUAAGUACAGCUACAUCACAAACAUCUAUUCUUCUACUUGGUUCACCAUCUAGUCCAAGAGGUUUUCCAUCAUCGUCUCAAUCUAACAACAACAUGGGUCCGGUAAAUGAUUCAUCAGCACCGAUCAAUUAUGAAACUGAUGACUAUUGUGUCAGUCGAACUGGUACUAUGCUACCAUCAAAUCGUAUGUCAAAUUAGAAAUAAUACAUUAUAAUUUCUAUAUUGUUGUUUGUUUGUUUGUUUGUCUUUAACAUAAUAUUCAUCAUUCAAUACCAAUUAGACUACGGUGAUAAAUACCAACUGCUUCCAAUAUAUUUCCAUACAUUUAUUGUACAACAUGAUACGUGAUAUUAUUGAUAUUGACAAGGUUUAUUCCAAUUCAUUGUUUCAUUAUCUCCAACCUUAUUUGUUUUCAUAAGUAGCAUUUGUUUAUCAAUCUAUCAAUUGAAAUAAGCAAAACGUUUCGACUGUAUGUAUGUGUGUACGUUUUUACAAUUUCUGUUUGUAUACAGCUCUUUUCUUUUUCGUUUUUCCUAUUAUUGUAUACAUUGUAGAUAAAGGAUAAUAUUUACAUAAACAUACACAUUCAAGACUAAUAUUUCACUCACUUGCACCUAUCAUACCAAUUCUUUUUUUUUCUGUUUACUACUCAUCAUUAACAUCCAUGUACACUCAAUUAUUCCUGUCUGAGUUUCAACUGUUUUACGUCUCUCUCUAUGUGUGUGUAUGUGUUUGUACUCAUAUACAUUCUUUUCCUAAAUGUCUAAUCUCUGUCUACGGUGAAUAUAUUUCUUUCGUGAAUGUAGACUUUUUUUAUCUACCAAAUACUUAAUCAAUUAGUUUUACACUUUAUUUUCUCAUCGAUAUCAGUCAAUGCUACCGAGUGGUUGUUAUUAUUACUAUUAAUAACAGUAUUCUCAAGUGUCCAUGUUCUCAUGUUUACGUCUGUGUAUUUGCAAAAAUUAUAAAAUAAUUUAAAAACUAUUUUCUUUUAGUUCAUUGAUUCCAGUUGUAAAAGAAAAGAAUCCUAGAAUUCAGAUGUAAAUCUAAAUUACAUUCUCUCAUGUAUAUGUGUACAACAUAAGAUAUAUUUUUAUCAAAUUUCCAUUUGAUUGUCUUACAAACAUUACCUACCUUCCUUUUGUGAAGUUAGUUAUCUUCAGUGUUCUCUCUACCAUUGGUGACACUUUCUGUCUUUAUUUAAUUUGUUCCCUUACUUUUUUCUCCUAAUCUUGUUUUUUAUCCCUUUCCGUUACUAUGGUGACCUUUUUCACCUCAGUUUCAGGUUACAGAUGUGUACUAGGAAUAAGUGAGUUAUUUUCAUUCCAUCAUUCAUUUUAUGUGAACAUACCUGAUAUAUAUAUGUAUACGUUUGUGUAUCAGUUUGUGUUUCCAUGUGUUGCGUAUGCGGACCUCAGUGUUUUUGCAAAUGUUCUACUGUUUUGUAUGAUGAAAACGUGUUAUGCAACAUUUGACUAAUAUUUACAUAUAUGUAUCUAUUUGUAAUGUCUUCAUUUUGCUUACUACUUAUUUAGUUAGUUGCUUAAAAAUUUCUAGCGAAAUAGUCUUCCUGUUUACUGUCCUCAUUUUCAGUUUCCAGAUUACUUGUUUAAGUCUGCUAUCAUCUGUCUGAUGCCCAACUGAGUAUAAUACAAUUAAAGGAGAGAAAUUUUGUCAUAUGAAAAGUUGAGUAGUGUCAAUAUUAUGCAAUAACUGUUUGCUGUUAUAUGUUGCAAUAUCGUUGUUCCUCUUUUCUAAAUAGUGCAAAACUUGUAAAAUUCUGUGAUUUGAAAAGGGUUUUAAUAUGUACAUUCCGUUGUUCCGAUGAGUUGAGUAGUAUCUAUCUGAACUAAGCAGAUAACGCGUUGGGUGUUUGGAGCGAAAGUUAUUUGAUUCAAGUCCCAAUGUAAACAUCGACACAACAUCCAGUUGGCGAAUCCCAAAUAAAACAAAACGUACAUACUGGAUCCUACUGCUAGCCAUUACCCAACUUUACUUAAAAUCUUAUGAUGUCAUGACAUUACCGAGGCGAUUUUCUUGGGAUACAAAAGAGACCGAUCAAUUGGAUUCUUCAACAACAGGAUAAUUCAAACCCUUACAAGUGAAAAUGUCCUCCAUUGUUUCCAACAAAUUUCGGAGUACAUAUAUCUUGUCCAUACACUCGCUUUUAGAACCUCAUAUUCCAUGGGAGAGCGCUAGUAAUAGUAGCCAAUUGUUUAAACUGAAAUGCAUGGAACAGGUUUCAAAUGCAAAACCCAAAAGUUGGAUACUUUACUCACUACACCUCACUUACUACUCUGCUUACACUUCAGUCUAUAUAACCAAGUGAUACAUGGUGUAUAUACAGUCCAAUCCACAAAUGUGUAUUGACGUUUUGUAAACGGAAUUUCAGUCAUUACUGUGAUUACUUAAAAUAAAGUUCUAACUUUAAUUAGAAUUCUAGUUGCAAAGUUAUCUACAAAUACUAAGCUGUAACGUAGUUUCCAGCCACUGAUUAAUAAGAAAAGCUCAGUGUGACAAGUAAAUUGUUGGUCAGAAGUGAUAAACCAAUUUAACCUAAUAUUUAAAGCCUCAGAUAACUCAACGUUGAUGUUUAUUACUUGCUCCAGACAAAAUAACUUGACGUGUUUUUCUACGUACUCAACAGAAGGUCUAAAGAGUAUAAAAAUUUAGACUAGUGGAUUUAUCUAUUCGUACAUUGUAUUCGUCAUGGAUUACCAUUAAUCGGGGCACAAUUAAAAAUCAGAAAGCACUGAACGAUUGUUUCUUGUUUAGUUGUCGUCCGUAUCAAGGGUUGAACACGUGAUCUGGUCUUUUAGAGAGCAUUUGCUUCUAGACCACUGGGUUAGAUUCUCAUGAAUCACAUCAACUCGCAAUACGGUUCGACGAUUAUUCAUAUGCUUUCGAUGAUGAUUAUUUCUCUUUGGGCAUAAUUGGACUCCAAUUGUCAGCACUUCUAACUGAAACUUUAGAAAAUCAUUUCGAAACCUGUUACCAGUGUACAUCAGUUUAAUCUGCAGCUUUACCUGUCACAGAUUAACAUCACGAACAUUCACUACUAAAUGGUUCUAUCCCCCCCCCAAAAAAAACAGCCAUUCAAUACUGUCUCAUUUUUCAAUUUCACCCCAACUUGUUUCAAUUUAUGACCAAUACAAACCUGUUAAAAACUGUGUUUAUAACUUUGAUAAACAUAUUAUGUGUAAGCCAAUUAGCGUGGGGUUUCAUUCUUUCAUAUUUCCAGUCGGGAACAAAUCAUCUAAUAAUUAUCGUAUUAUAUAGCGGACUGAUUAGACUGCUGUUUUGAAAAAUCCUUAUGUAACUAUGUUUAGCCAAAAGAUAUAUCCAUAUCUUAUACAUAUUUAAUCAUUCACUUAAAUAUUUCUACCUUCUGUAAUUUAUCAACUCUAUUUUGAACUAAGCCAAAAAUUGACUGAACAUAAGUUUGAAUGUGUCCACUUACCAAUAUCCUACAAUCUCAAUCAAGACUACUAUAUAUAUAGUAGUCUACGUAUCCAAGUGACGUCUAGAUGAAAUCAUCCAUUUUUCAUCAAUAUUAUUAAUCGAUACAUUUCUGAAAAAGUACAUAUCACAUCAUUCUCUAGUUAUUAUUAUUAUUAUUAUUAUU
This is a messenger RNA of Schistosoma curassoni, 6275 nucleotides long. The record is from the annotation of a GenBank genome assembly. NCBI's taxonomy places the organism in Eukaryota, Metazoa, Platyhelminthes, Trematoda, Strigeidida, Schistosomatidae.